Carassius auratus (goldfish) is the source of this 2703-nucleotide messenger RNA. RefSeq names its product protein EURL homolog. The record is from RefSeq and is a predicted model, not a curated record. Bases 168 to 1028 code for a protein of 286 amino acids. The transcript has 5 exons. NCBI's taxonomy places the organism in Eukaryota, Metazoa, Chordata, Actinopteri, Cypriniformes, Cyprinidae.
AGCGUGUUCUUUGUCGUUACUGUACUUGUAGCUGCUUGCAGUCCGCUUCAAUAACAUCACUCGCCGCUCUACUAGCGUGGCUUACCUCUAAGGUCAGCCAAUUUUCCUGUGUUUCUCUCUGGAUUGUGUCGACACUUCUUCUGACAACGUAAAGAAUAAGAAACAGCAUGGAGGAAGAGGAGCACUUUGUGAACAUAGACUUGAACGAUGACAACAUCUGCAGCAUCUGUAAACUAGAGACGGACACAGGAACGCUUUCCUUCUGCCAUGUGUGCUUUGAACUGAGCAUAGAGGGUGUAUCCAGUGCCACCCUGCUGCACUCCAAAUCUUUACGUGGACAUAGAGACUGCUUCGAAAAGUACCAUCUCAUCGCCAACCAAAAGCUCUCCCACGCCAAGUCCUCCCACAGCGCGUACGAGGGCGUGAAGCGGGCUCUGAGCCAGCGAAUCAACCGCAUGAUACAGUAUGCCCAGAACAAAGACUCCAUAACUGCUGAGACACCCGGGCGCUGGGGGGCCAAACAGAUUCUGUGUCACACUCAGCAGGGCGGCAGGAAACUCGUGCCCCAGUCCGAUGCCCAGGUUCCCCGUUACGCCCCACGGUGGGCGGAAGAGGCGAUGAUGGUGGAGUCAGAGUAUGGGAAAACCAUGCUGGACUGUCACUCUGCUGAGGAGCUCGGUCUCGGCCUGCUGCAGGGAUCACGCCAGGCACUGUGGGCUGGAGAGAGACACCACCCACGAGAACCGAACCGAGAGCAGAGAGACACAGCCAGACAGAGAAGACACAGUCGAGAAGAGCUGGUGAGGAUGAGUGUGGAGGAGCUUCGGCAGCUGAACGAGCAGCUACUGCUACAGAUACAAAAUGUGUUUGAGGAGCUGUCUGUAGCUGUGCAGGAGAAGGACUCUCUUUCUUCAGAGCUUCAUGUUCGGCACAUAGCCAUCGAGCAACUCUUUAAAAACUGUGCCAAGCUGCCGUGGCUCCAGAUCGGCCGAGCGGGGGUCAAAGCUAGCAACAACCCAGUGGAAUGAGCGCUUGUUUGGGAAAGACCAGAAAGAAAUCUUCUUCAGCUUCAAGCAGACUCUCAUGGACGCUUAAGUGGACCGGAAAUGCACAACACUGUGCUAAUGAGGUUUAAAGUUGCCUCGCUCUAAAAAGUGGCGUCCGAAUUUUCAGCAAAAACUGGACUUUGAAAGCAAAAGUGUCUGAAAGUGUUUCAAUGCAGAAUGAGGUGUUUAUGAAACCAUACGAACACUCGUGGUUCCAUUCAUACAUGUUAGUUUUUAUCUUCAUAUCACUGUUUACUCUGGGUGAGUCUGGCGCUGUUCCUCCUGCACGUUCAGGCUUGCUGAUUGGCUGUGGUGUUGCUGUGGUAACUGUUGCUUAGUUAACAGUUUCCCCUCCCUCUGCUCAUUGCAGUGGAACUUGUUCAUGAUGAUAGCUGUUCCAUUACUCCAAGCAGCCACAUUUCUCCUGUUGUGCUGAAGUUCAGCAUAAGCGCUUUAGUGAAAGUUUACAUUUCUUUUGUUGUUGCACUCUUAAAACUGUUCUGACAUUUCAUAGGUGCUUCUUCCCCAUCACAAUGUUUCACAGGUUAUGAUUAAGAACGGAUGUGAAAGUUUUUAGAUGGUAUAGAUUGGUCUUUCACAAAUGUUAAGCACAGGCCUAACUUUGAUUUAGGCUUAACUCGGUGCUGGGAUUAAUGUUGGAGAUAUAAGAAUGCUCAACCAAAGCCUUUGUUACCUCAUGGUAACGAUUCAGUAUUUAUUUUGUUAGGACAAUUAUUUGCGUGUUACAAAUAUUUAAAAUUGAAUGAGCUUUUUUUAAUGUGUGGUUUUCUCUUCUGUAGUGUGCAGAGGCUUUUUUCCUUGUGCUGUUACAGGUUUCUUGUAUUUCGGGUCAAUGCAUAAAUUGAAAGAAUAGUCAGGGCGAAGUGAGUUUUACCCAGCUGCCUUUGAUUUGAGAUCAGACUGUGUUGCCAUCUGGUGGACAUUCAGAGAAUCCCGUCCACCUGCUGCCCUGAUGUCUGCAUGGUUAAGUGUAAUUUCUCUAGAAGAAUCUUUAAAAAAAGAAAAUUUUAAGAAAUCAGCUAGGACUUCUCAAUUCUGUUCUCUUUAUAAGAGAUACUUAUUCGACUGACCCCUCUGGGGUUUCUAAGAGUGUUUUAUUUUAUAUGAGUGUAUUUUGUCAUUUGUAAUGCUCUGAAAGAUCAAGUCAGCAGACUAGUAAUAAUGGUUAAAUUCUGGAAAAGAAGCAAUAUGUGUCUGACGUUUUGUUUGCUUUCUUGUGAAACGUUUGAAUCUUUCGUUUAUGGUUCAUUCUGUGAUUUGACAUACAGAAGGUUGGAGUUACUGAAAUAAUGAAGCACACUUCCCAAAUGUUUGUUUGCUGUGGAAAUACUGAAUGAGUUGGAUGAGUUUCAUGUUUGUUUUGACUGUGGUUGUAGAUGUAGACCGUGUGUUCAAAUGUUAACUUGAUUAUGCUGGUGUCAUUGAUGUCUUAUUCAUUUUCUCUUAUGUUUAUUCAUUGCUUGUCUUAUUAUUUUCCUUUUUAAUUUUUUAAUUGUGUUGUGACAUUCAAGUGGUUUAUGCAAUACUGUUUGUUAGUGGAUCUUCCCAUCAGUUUAGAAGAUUUCUGAAUGCUUUUGUUUGGAGUGAUGUGCACAUUUUUCUUUUUAGGGAAUGAUUUAAUAAAAGUAUUUUUCCU